CAAAGUCCAGGAAGAAUUGUUACACAUCGGGAUAACAACGAUAACAGUUUCUGCUGCAACAUCUACCGAGCAUUUUUGAGGAUUAAACGUCCUGCAACUCUGACCUGUCGCCAUGGCGGACAAAAGAGAUAAAGCUACCGAUCAAAUGAAGGCUUGGCAGGAGAGCAGGGGCUCGCAGAGGCCCGACACACUGACCACAGGGGCCGGGCCACCCAUAGGAGACAAGCUGAACCUGCAGACUGCGGGACCCAGGGGCCCCCUGCUGGUCCAGGAUGUGGUCUUCACAGACGAGAUGGCCCACUUUGACCGGGAACGGAUCCCAGAGAGGGUGGUGCAUGCCAAAGGGGGCGGGGCCUUCGGUUACUUUGAGGUGACUCACGACAUCUCUCGCUACUGCAAGGCCAAAGUGUUCGAGCAUGUCGGCAAGACUACACCGGUCGCUGUCCGCUUCUCCACUGUGGCUGGAGAAUCGGGAUCAGCGGACACAGUGCGAGACCCCCGAGGUUUUGCAGUCAAGUUUUACUCUGACGAGGGAAACUGGGACCUGACGGGCAACAACACCCCCAUCUUCUUCAUCAGGGACGCCCUGCUGUUCCCGUCCUUCAUCCAUUCCCAGAAACGUAAUCCCCAAACCCACAUGAAAGACCCCGACAUGGUGUGGGACUUCUGGAGCCUGAGGCCUGAGAGUCUGCAUCAGGUGUCUUUCUUGUUCAGCGACAGAGGGUUGCCUGAUGGAUUCCGUCACAUGAACGGCUACGGCUCACACACUUUCAAAAUGGUCAACGCCCAAGGAGAGCGUUUCUACUGCAAGUUCCACUUCAAGACCGAUCAAGGAAUAAAGAACAUGUCAGUGGAAGAGGCAGAGCGCCUGGCUGCCAGCAACCCAGAUUAUGCCAUCGGAGAUCUUUACAACGCCAUUGCUAAUGGCAACUUCCCGUCCUGGACCUUCCACAUCCAGAUCAUGACCUUCGAGGAGGCGGAGAACUUCAAGUUCAACCCCUUCGAUCUCACCAAGGUUUGGUCACAAAAAGAAUACCCUUUGAUUCCCGUGGGCAAAAUGGUCCUCAACAGGAACGCAGUCAACUACUUUGCCGAGAUCGAGCAGCUGGCCUUUGACCCCAGCAACAUGCCGCCUGGCAUCGAGGCGAGCCCCGACAAGAUGCUGCAGGGUCGUCUCUUCUCCUACCCAGACACACAUCGGCACCGCCUGGGAGCAAACUACCUGCAGCUCCCCGUCAACUGCCCCUUCAGGACACGCGUGGCCAACUACCAGCGCGACGGCCCCAUGUGCAUGUUUGACAACCAAGGUGGCGCUCCAAACUAUUUCCCCAACAGCUUCAGUGCCCCGGACACCCAGCCUCAGUUUGUGGAGUCCAAGUUCCAGGUGUCUCCAGAUGUGGCCCGCUACAACAGUGCAGAUGAAGAUAAUUACUCACAGGUUCGCACCUUCUACACCCAGGUGCUGAACGAAGAGGAGCGCCAGAGGCUUUGCCAGAACAUGGCAGGAGCCCUAAAGGGAGCACAGCUCUUCAUCCAAAAACGCCAGGUGGAGAACUUGAAGGCUGUAUAUCCAGACUAUGGCAACCGGGUUCAGAGCCUUCUCAACAAGUACAAUGCUGAGACCAAGAAGAACACACAAGUGCACGUCUACAGCCGUCCAGGAGCCUCAGCCAUCGCUGCAUCCUCCAAGAUGUGAAGCCCCCCCCCCCAUUUAUCUGCGAGCAAAUGCACUUGCGUGGUUGCCAACUGCUACUACCAGCAACAAUUUUGGCUUACUAACCGUGUAGUGUCAGGGUUGGGGUUAGUUUGGAUUUAAUUCAGUCAAACAGUUGAUUUUCUUUCAAAUACUUAAAGCUGGAAGGGGGCUUUUGAUCUCUGUGAGUUUAAUUUGUCUCGACUGAAAAGCCAUUUAAAAAAAACGAGAAAAAAAACCACUGGAUUUGUUUUUUCUGUUUAAUCCUGUUUCUACCAAAAGCAUGGCAAUUAUGACAUCUUGACUUUUAACACGUAAAAGGUCUUUAGAGUAAUUUGCAUUCUGAUUUGAUUGCGUUACAUCAAUUAACCCCAACUGCUGCUAAAAACCGUGAUGAUUGUUUGCUAUAAAUCCUCAGGUUGCGUGUGUACUAUUAUGUUGUAGUUCAAUUAUUAUCUUCAGCUUACAUCUAAAGUAAACAGACAUUCUCAAAAUGUUUUCUUUUGUAGUUAGUUUUCCAUUAAUAAUCAUGAAAAGCUAUAUUUUAUUUAGUAGAAACGGCUCUGGAAACCCUUUGUCAGUCCAACUAUUAAGCUAGUUUGCUUCUGGGCGUCUGCACUACUCAUAUAUGCAAUUCAUGAAGAGCAAGUAUCAAGAUGAGGAACUUAUUUACAUUACUGCUAAAUCAAUAGUGCCUUUUUUGUGUUAAAAACUACCCAAUACAGAUUAUUUUAACUUUAAACCAUAAGAAUUAGUUAUAAAUUGCUCUGUUUGAUAUUGAAGUUUAACAUUUAUUCAUCUGUAGCAAGAGAUUGUUCUUUAAUGCCGCCGUAAGAUGUUCAUUGGAGGUAAAUCUAAUCUGUUCUGAUCUAAAAUGGUAUUAAAAUGAACCACUGACCAAAAUGUC
Messenger RNA from Eleginops maclovinus (Patagonian blennie), 2600 nucleotides. It is a transcript of the gene cat, whose product is annotated as catalase. Gene Ontology annotation, molecular function: heme binding; catalase activity. NCBI's taxonomy places the organism in Eukaryota, Metazoa, Chordata, Actinopteri, Perciformes, Eleginopidae. The record is from RefSeq and is a predicted model, not a curated record. Gene Ontology annotation, cellular component: cytoplasm; mitochondrion; peroxisome. Gene Ontology annotation, biological process: hydrogen peroxide catabolic process; response to hydrogen peroxide.